AUGGACGGGAAGGUCGUCGGUGUCCUCGGCGGUGGCCAGCUCGGACGAAUGCUCAUCGAAGCCGCAAAUCGCCUGGGCGUCCGAGUGAACAUCCUGGACAGCCCGGGCGCGCCAGCUAAACAAAUCAGCGCACACGACGGUCACGUUGAUGGCUCGUUCAAAGAUCGCAAAGGCAUCGAGGAGCUGGCAUCGCGGUGCGACGUGCUAACCGUCGAGAUCGAACAUGUCGAUACCGAGGUCCUGGAAGACGUUCAGGAAAAGUUUGAGAAUGUCAUUAUCGAGCCGAGCUGGAGCACGAUACGGCUGAUCCAGGAUAAAUACCGCCAAAAAGAGCAUCUCGCGUCACAUCAAGUGGCCACCGCGGAGUCGGUCGCACUGGACAGCAACUCGGAGGAAGAGCUGCGGAAUGUCGGGAGUAAAUUGGGUUAUCCGUUCAUGCUGAAAUCAAGGAAAGAAGCCUACGAUGGCCGUGGCAACUUUCCUGUGCGUUCAGAGGAAGAUGUUCCUGCGGCACUUCAGGCGCUGGGUAAAAACGCGCUGUACGCGGAACGGUGGGCGGACUUCAAGAUGGAGCUGGCGGUCAUGGUCGUCAAGACGCAAGAUGGCACGCUGGCUUUCCCCACUGUUGAGACGCAUCACGAGAACAGUGUGUGCAAGCUCGUGUGGGCGCCAGCACGGGAUAUACCUAGGGAUGUGACGAAGAAGGCACAGGACUUGGCCAAGAAGGCUGUGGCAGCCUUCGAGGGUAAGGGUGUAUUUGGCGUGGAGAUGUUCUUGUUAAAGGACGGCUCGUUGUUAAUCAAUGAGAUUGCACCUCGACCGCACAACUCGGGCCAUUACACAAUAGAAGCCUGCCCAAUCUCCCAAUACGACGCCCACCUGCGCGCGAUCCUCGACCUCCCAAUCCCAGAAUCAAGCCUCCGCCUGCGAGAACCAGCAAUCAUGCUCAACAUCCUCGGCGGCAAAGCCGCAGACUCCCAUAUCGCCUUCGUCCGCGACCACGCUCUCGCCAACCCGCGCACCAGCAUCCAUCUCUACGGCAAAGCCGAAGCGCGCCCCGGCAGGAAAAUGGGCCACGUGACAGUAACCGCUUCAACAAUGCGUGAAGCCGAAACCUUGAUUCAGCCGCUCAUUGAUGCUGUCGAUGACGCCGCCGGCAAGCCCCUCGGUCCGCGCGAAACGAAGCAGGAGAAGCCGCUUGUGGCCGUCAUCAUGGGGUCGGACUCCGACAUGCCGGUGCUCAAGGGCGCAUUCGAGAUUCUGCGGAAGUUCGGCAUCUCCUAUCAGGCGCGGAUCCUCUCUGCGCACCGUACGCCGGACCGCAUGUUCGACUUUGCCAAGCGCGCGGAGGGGGAGGGCUUCAGAGUCAUUAUAGCCGCGGCGGGCGGCGCGGCGCAUUUACCUGGUAUGACGGCGUCAGACACCGUGCUACCUGUUAUCGGGGUGCCAGUCCGGGCAUCGCAUCUGGAUGGGCUGGAUAGCUUGCUCUCGGAGGUGCAGAUGCCGAGGGGGGUGCCGUGUGCGGUUGUUGGGAUUAACAAUUCCACGAAUGCGGGAUUGCUUGCCGCGAGGAUAUUGGGGGUUGCGGAUGAGAGGAUUAGGAGGGCGAUUAGGGAACAUCAGGAGGCGUCUUGGGAGGAGGUUAAGGCGAAGGAUGAGAGGUUGAAGGAGAUUGGGCCGGAGGAGUAUUUGAAGGGUAUGGGGAAAUGA
This is a messenger RNA of Coniosporium apollinis CBS 100218, 1710 nucleotides long. RefSeq lists its product as uncharacterized. Bases 1 to 1710 code for a protein of 569 amino acids. Gene Ontology annotation, biological process: 'de novo' IMP biosynthetic process. Lineage: Eukaryota; Fungi; Ascomycota; Dothideomycetes. Gene Ontology annotation, molecular function: metal ion binding; phosphoribosylaminoimidazole carboxylase activity; ATP binding. The transcript has 2 exons. The record is from RefSeq and is a predicted model, not a curated record.